UGGUUAUUCCACUGUACAACUUUUCAGGCACUCACUUCACUCACUCGCAUCAGCUUGCUUGCAUUGAACGUAAACAAGACGGCAUCCAAACUUCCUUUCCACAAUCCUAGCCCUUCGACAGUCAGUGUUCCAAUCUACAAGAUAUCUUGUUUAAAAGGCUUUUCUUUCAAAAAAGCUGCAACAUUAAGAGAGAGAAAAUAUAGAUAGUCUGGUCACAGUGUUCAACUGCCGUGUUCCAAGCUUAUCCCACUGUAUGUUCCUCUUACGUAAGAUACUUGCAUUUCUGCCUAUCUUCUCUCUACCUACACAAGUUAGAGGGCACGAGUACGGAACUCGGUAGCGUGUCGACAGUCCCAAGCAGCAAACCAUGGCUGAACCCGGAUCCGGACCCCACUAUGCGCAGGACGGUGACCCCGCCUCGAAGCACAAGAAGCCUCAGGGACAGCAGCAGAAUAAUGCAGACACGAGCUUCCCCGAAUACGCCCGCCGCACCGCAGAAAAGCUGCCCCCACCUACCUUCAUAAUUCUUGCGCUUCUCUUCGGCUUGUACAUAAUUUUUUCCUCGAGCCAACAAAACCAGCGGUCAGCAGCAGACCUUUCUUCUCCCGUCGUCCCCUCCGUUGUCACCACCACAAUCUACCAACAACAUCAACAACAAACUCCUCUUGCUACAGACUUUGUCGUUGACACAUCACCCAAAAUGGCUUCUGAGCAGACCUUCAUUGCCAUCAAGCCCGAUGGCGUUCAGCGUGGCCUGAUCGGCCCCAUCAUCUCUCGCUUCGAGAGCCGUGGUUUCAAGCUCGUCGCCAUCAAGCUUAUGACCCCCGGCAAGGCCCACCUUGAGGCUCACUACGCUGACCUCAAGGACAAGCCCUUCUUCGGUGGCCUCAUCGAGUACAUGAACUCUGGCCCCAUCUGCGCCAUGGUCUGGGAGGGCCGUGACGCCGUCAAGACUGGCCGCACCAUCCUCGGUGCCACCAACCCCCUUGCCUCCGCCCCUGGCACCAUCCGUGGCGACUACGCCAUCGACGUCGGCCGCAACGUCUGCCACGGCUCCGACUCCGUCGAGAAUGCCAAGAAGGAGAUUGCCCUCUGGUUCAAGGACGGUGAUGUUGUCCAGUACAAGUCUUCCCAGUUCGACUGGAUCUACGAGAAGCCUUAAAUUUCUUGUCUGCUAGUUUCACGAGCCACUUGACGUCCCUGAUCCGUUAAUCGGAUGAGUGGGGCGCGUGUUGGCAUGUCGAUAGGUUGAUACAGAAAAGUCAAUUAAAACAAAAGCCCGGCGUUUGAAAGCCACAUCAACU
Colletotrichum navitas is the source of this 1304-nucleotide messenger RNA. RefSeq names its product nucleoside diphosphate kinase. The record is from RefSeq and is a predicted model, not a curated record. The transcript is spliced from 8 exons. Gene Ontology annotation, molecular function: nucleoside diphosphate kinase activity. NCBI's taxonomy places the organism in Eukaryota, Fungi, Ascomycota, Sordariomycetes, Glomerellales, Glomerellaceae. The coding region runs from base 368 to 1162 and encodes 264 amino acids. Gene Ontology annotation, biological process: UTP biosynthetic process; CTP biosynthetic process; GTP biosynthetic process.